Messenger RNA from Rhipicephalus sanguineus (brown dog tick), 432 nucleotides. Its product is annotated as tartrate-resistant acid phosphatase type 5. The record is from RefSeq and is a predicted model, not a curated record. Gene Ontology annotation, molecular function: ferric iron binding; ferrous iron binding; acid phosphatase activity. Lineage: Eukaryota; Metazoa; Arthropoda; Arachnida; Ixodida; Ixodidae. Bases 1 to 432 code for a protein of 143 amino acids. The transcript has 3 exons.
AUGGCGGUCGUGGCGGCUGCCAAACGCAUCGACUUCGUCCUAUCGCUCGGGGAUAACUUCUACUUCAAGGGCGUCCGUUCGGUCGACGACCGGCGUUUCAAGAGGACAUUCGAGGACGUGUACUCCGCGCCAUCCCUUCAAGUUCCAUGGCUCAUAGUGGCUGGAAACCACGACCACGACGGCAACGUGUCGGCUCAGAUCGAAUACAGCAAAAGGUCAAAGCGCUGGCACUUCCCCUUCUACUACUACAAUAGGACCUAUCAGAUCCCUGGUGCUGCCAAUCACACUUUGGACAUUUUGAUGCUGGAUACGGUGUUGCUGUGCGGAAACACGGAUCCCGAGGACGAGGAGUCUCAGCCUGCAAACAGGAACGAGGCACUCUACAAUCGACAGUUCCGAUGGAUCGACAAAAACCUCGCACAAUCCAAGUGA